Messenger RNA from Laccaria bicolor S238N-H82, 2799 nucleotides. RefSeq lists its product as uncharacterized. The record is from RefSeq and is a predicted model, not a curated record. NCBI's taxonomy places the organism in Eukaryota, Fungi, Basidiomycota, Agaricomycetes, Agaricales, Hydnangiaceae. Gene Ontology annotation, molecular function: zinc ion binding; DNA-binding transcription factor activity, RNA polymerase II-specific. Gene Ontology annotation, cellular component: nucleus. The coding region runs from base 1 to 2799 and encodes 932 amino acids. The transcript is spliced from 11 exons. Gene Ontology annotation, biological process: regulation of DNA-templated transcription.
AUGGCCGCCAGCACUAGCAGCGACCUUUACUCGCCUUUCCAGCAACAGAAUAUGCCAAACGAAGACAAUCCCCCGUCAAGCGAAGACGGCUCUGGUGUACACUCACCAGUCCUGUUCUCCACUUCAUACACCGGAGACAGUAAUUCAUUCCGCUAUCAGCACGAUUCCACCCCGAAUCUCCACCUUCCAUACAAUCCGACUACCUAUCCGCCCACCAAUCAACAGAGCCCGCUCCUCGACAGUCCAAGCGCCCAUAGACACCCCACAACUGCGUUUAACAACAACUUUACCAGAGUCGAUUUGCACGCACCGCGCUUCCCUGGGUCCCCUGUCGACUUUCGACAUACGGCACCAGCAUCAUAUCCACGACAAUCACCCAUCGAGGCAGAUCAUAAACACGUUACGCCACUCGUCCUCCCCGCAGUGGAACGUACUGUACCUUCAUCAGCCAGUCCCGUGGCCAGUACAUCCAAAUGCAGCCCAGUGGCCGCCACCACCACAUCCAACACCACCAGCACCGAUCAUCGUAAAGAGAUCUCAACAGCGGUCAUCGCUUGCCGUCAAUGCCGCAGCCGUAAAAUCAGAUGCGACUCAACGCGUCCCGUGUGCAACAACUGUGUCCGCAGAUCAAACGAGUGCGAGUAUGACGCAGUGCCAAAACGUAGAGGCCCCGAUAAACGCCCCGGAACCCGUCAGCGCUCAUGUAAGAAGCGCCCUUCAGACGGGAGUGUGCCCCCUCCACCAAAGAGGAAAAGAGUGACAUCGGGAGGGAGUGUAGCCACUCCCCCUCCGCAGUUAUCACAGGCCGACCUUGCGCCUACGAGGGUGAAGGAGAAUUUUGGCGAUGCGAACUCGAAAAGGGUUUUUGCGGGGCUCCCGUUGUCAAGAUAUCAUCUGGAACAUCACCAUCAUAAUCACCAUGUGCAGUCGUCUGAUUUACGAGACCGCGGUGCACAUUUUAAGCAUGAGGUACCUUUAUCUCCAGCCUACCGUCGUCCCACACACCACCAGCAUCCAUCCUCGUCCGCCUCUCCCCCGUACAUGUAUGACCAAAGCCAUCAUCAUCCGUACAUCAAACCUCCCUCUUCGUUUCCCCGCCAACUUGAUGUGAACACCUUUCAGUCCCCAGCGGUGGAUCAGGAACAUGGACAUCGUUUGACCCCGCCUAAUCAGGGAUAUCACAAGGGUGAGAGUGAGCAGAGGGUGUGGUGGGAACAUAUACUGAAAACGCACACGAUCGAAAACACAUCCCCGCACCUCUCAUUCAUCCCCUCCGCCUACCUCUUCUCCCAGCUCCAAAACGAAGGUACACCUCAUCCGUCGUUAGUGCAGCCAGCGUUCAUAUUAGCUGCUUUGGCAACUGCGAAACUUAUCAAGUCGAGCUCGGUGGAGGAGGGUGCGGAGGGGAAGAGGGCGGCGUUGGUUUUGCGGGCGGAUGCAGGGAGGGCGUUGGAUGAUGCGUGGAGAGGGGGGUGGGUGGAUGUUGGGUUGGUUGAGGCUGCUGCUAUUUUAGCCCUCUUUGAAUCCUGUGCCCAUCCGGACCACACGCCCGACCGCUUCGCUCGCUCGCUGGUAACCCUUGACGAACUGAUUCGAUCAUUAUCACUAACGAGUAUAGAUGCCCACGAUCGGGACGUGGUGCGCUUCCCGCCAGGCCAGGUCCCUGUUGUUUUACUUGACGGGGGCGGCGAGGAGGGCGAGAGAAAAUGUUCUUGUGUUGGGUUCGCGAAUGAUUCUCAUACGCGAAUUGGCGGUGCCGCAGGUGGCGAUUCUCAUAACGUUGGUGAGGAUGCCCAUUCUGUCAGCGGUGGUGCUGGUGCUGGCGACUCGCCAACCAAUUCCACGUGCUCGCCCACGCUUCCUUGGGACCCCGCGUGGACCGCGAGAGAGAUUAGAAAUGAAGAGGUACGCAGGCUCUGCUGGGGAGCUCUGGUCCUCGUGGCGGGGUUCAGCGCGCAAUGCGCUGCGUUCAAUAAGGACAUGCCGAAUUUUUAUUUGAUGAAUCCUACAAAUUACGCCCUUCUGUUCCCAGGCGAAGUAUUUGACCGUGUGUCUAGACCCCCCACCUCCAACUCCAACUCCCUCUGCCCAAAAGAGAGCGUUUGGGCGUUGUACUGCCGUUCAUUGCUACUGUGGAGCUUCUGCACCCGAGACGAUACGAAGAACUUCCGCACACGGGACGACUGCUCCCGCGAUGCUGCGGGGAGCUUCUGCACCCGAGAUGAUGUCUUAGUUGAUGAGGAGCAAAAGGCGGAGGAUAUUCAGGAGACGUGGGUUGAGGCACAGGCAAUUGAGGAUGCGCUAGAUGGGCAUGGGUGUGGGUUGGAGGUAGGGGUUGUGUAUAUGUGUCGAGAGAUUAUUUCAAACAUGCAUGGUCUGGAUAGCGGCCCCAAGAACACCCCAGGCCCCCUCUUUAAGCGGAAGCAGGCGGAGGAAUGGUUGUUUUAUCAAGACCAAGUCAUACGGCGUGUUACGGCUACGAUCCACCAGCUGAAUACUCCUGAGGGAUAUCAGCUGACUCGACGUCCAUUUCGCGUUACGUGGUUCUUGAACCAGCUUGCUAUAUGUCUUAUGUUAUGGAGAAAUGAUCGAUCGCUUGACGACGCGCUCAAGCUCGCGAAAUCCAUCUUGCAAAUUGUAGAUGUGAUGAAUGCGUUGUGGGAAUGUCCAGCCAAUCAGCAGCACAGCGACGCGCUCCGUCAACGGUUAACAGAAGCAUGUAGGAUCACUGCUCUUGAACCGCCGCUCCCAGCUAAUUAUUCAGUUCCUUCUUUCGUUCGUCCUUCGGGUUCGGGUUGA